Molecule: messenger RNA, 10631 nt
Organism: Melospiza georgiana
Lineage: Eukaryota; Metazoa; Chordata; Aves; Passeriformes; Passerellidae
Gene: NFAT5
Product: nuclear factor of activated T cells 5
Exons: 13
Coding region: 24-4367 (1447 amino acids)
Biological process (GO): calcineurin-NFAT signaling cascade; cytokine production; regulation of transcription by RNA polymerase II
Cellular component (GO): transcription regulator complex
Molecular function (GO): DNA-binding transcription factor activity, RNA polymerase II-specific; transcription factor binding; RNA polymerase II cis-regulatory region sequence-specific DNA binding
Source: RefSeq, a predicted model, not a curated record
CCCCGCCGGGCCGCGGAGCUGCGAUGCCCUCGGACUUCAUCUCUCUGCUCAGCGCCGACCUCGACCUCGAGUCCCCCAAGUCGCUCUACUCCAAGGAAUCUGUCUAUGACCUUCUCCCAAAGGAGCUGCAGUUACCACCUUCCAGAGAAACAUCCAUAGCAUCCAUGAGCCAAACAAGCGGUGGUGAGGCCGGUUCGCCGCCUCCAGCUGUAGUUGCUGCUGAUGCUUCUUCAGCUCCCUCCUCUUCCUCCAUGGGCGGUGCUUGCAGCUCCUUUACCACCUCUUCCAGCCCUACCAUUUACUCUACCUCAGUCACCGACAGCAAGGCUAUGCAAGUGGAGAGCUGCUCCGCGGCCGUGGGGGUAAGUAGCCGAGGGGUAAGUGAGCAGCAGCUUCCCGGUACCGCAGCCCCGCCGCCGGCGGCCACGCCGAAGCGCCACACUGUCCUCUACAUCUCGCCACCUCCCGAGGACUUGCUGGACAACAGCCGGAUGUCCUGCCAGGAUGAGGGCUGUGGAUUGGAGUCAGAGCAGAGCUGCAGUAUGUGGAUGGAGGAUUCACCCUCCAACUUCAGUAACAUGAGUACCAGUUCCUACAAUGAUAACACUGAGGUGCCACGUAAAUCGCGCAAGCGCAACCCAAAGCAGAGGCCAGGGAUCAAACGCCGAGAUUGCGAAGAGUCCAACAUGGAUAUCUUUGAUGCCGACAGUGCCAAAGCGCCUCACUAUGUCCUUUCUCAGCUCAGCACGGACAGCAAAAGCAACUCAAAAGCAGGAAAUGGAGCAUCAGAGAACCAGAAGGGAGCUGGAGGGAAGAAGACCCCCAUGUUGUGUGGUCAGUACCCGACCAAGAGUGAGGGGAAGGAGCUGAAGAUCAUGGUGCAGCCAGAGACCCAGCACAGGGCUCGGUACCUGACCGAGGGCAGCCGGGGCUCCGUCAAGGACCGGACCCAGCAGGGCUUUCCCACCGUCAAGCUGGAAGGCCACAACGAGCCCGUGGUGCUGCAGGUGUUCGUGGGCAAUGACUCGGGGCGCGUGAAGCCGCACGGGUUCUACCAGGCCUGCCGGGUGACGGGCAGGAACACCACGCCCUGCAAGGAGGUGGACAUCGAGGGCACCACCGUCAUCGAGGUGGGGCUGGACCCGAGCAACAACAUGACACUGGCGGUGGAUUGUGUGGGAAUCCUGAAGCUGAGGAAUGCUGAUGUGGAAGCCAGGAUAGGGAUUGCGGGCUCCAAGAAGAAGAGCACCCGCGCUCGGCUCGUCUUUCGCGUCAACAUCACGCGCAAGGACGGCUCCACGCUGACCCUGCAGACGCCUUCCUCCCCAAUUCUGUGCACGCAGCCAGCAGGAGUCCCAGAGAUCCUAAAGAAAAGUCUCCACAGCUGUUCAGUGAAGGGUGAAGAGGAAGUUUUUCUGAUUGGCAAGAACUUCCUAAAGGGAACAAAAGUGAUUUUCCAAGAGAAUGUUUCCGAUGAGAAUUCUUGGAAGGCAGAAGCUGAAAUUGACAUGGAAUUAUUUCAUCAGAAUCACCUUAUUGUGAAGGUGCCACCAUAUCACGACCAGCAAAUCACCUCAGCUGUCUCGGUGGGAAUUUACGUGGUGACCAACGCUGGCAGAUCUCACGACGUGCAGCCCUUCACCUACACUCCAGAGCCAGCUGGGACUCUGAAUGUUAAUGUGAAGAAGGAAAUCUCCAGCCCAGCCCAACAUUGUUCUUUUGAAGAGGCUAUAAAAGCAGUGAAGGCCACGGGCUGUAACCUGGAGAAGGUGAACAUUCUUCCUAGUGCCUUGAUAACUCCACUCAUGCCAAGCAGUAUGAUCAAGAGUGAAGAUGUGGCUCCAAUGGAAGCUUCGAAUGUGGUUGGACCAACUCAGCAAACAUUGGAAAACAGCAUGCCCGGCAUAUCAACUUCUGCUUCCCAUUUACCUACUGAAGGCGAAAGCCAGCAGCAGCUGCAGCCCAAGGUGUUCAACGCAGAGCCCCUGAGCACCAUCCAGCCGCAGGACAUUUCCCAGCCCGGCAGCAUUCUGCAGAGCAGCGAGGCCCUGCUGCAGCAGGCGGCCCAGUUCCCGGGCAGGGAGGCGCAGCCCCGCGAGGUGCUGCAGUCGGACGGCACCGUGGUGGCUCUGUCCCAGCUGGCCGAGGCCUCGCAGCAGCAGCCGCAGCCCACGCUCCCGGAGCCGGCCCAGGCCCUGCAGCAGCAGAUCUCCUCGAGCAUCUUCUCGUCGGCCAGCGGCGUCAGUCAGCUCCAGAACACCAUCCAGCAGCUCCAGGCUGGGAACUUCCCCACCAACACCGCCACGGGCAGCAGCAGGAACGUCGACUUGGUGCAGCAGGUUCUGGAAGCUCAGCAGCAGUUAUCUUCCGUUCUGUUUUCGGGCUCAGACAGCAGCGAGGAUGUCCAGGAUCAGCUGAACGCAGAUAUCUUUCAGCAGGUCAGCCAGAUACAGAGCAGCGUGAACCCCGGGAUGUUUUCCUCCUCAGACACAGCUGUCCAUUCCAGAGCCGAGAACCUUUUGCCUGGCCGAGCUGAGAGCGUCCACUCCCAGCCCGAGGGUGCCCUGUCCGGCCAGCAGCAGCAGCAGCAGCAGCAGCAGGCCAUGGAGACCUCGGCGGCCAUGGUGAUGGGCAUGCAGCAGAACAUGUGCCAGGCGGCCACGCAGAUGCAGUCGGAGCUGUUCUCGUCCAGCACGGCGGGGAACGGGGCCCUGCAGCAGUCCCCGGUGUACCAGCAGGCGUCGCACAUGAUGGGUGGCCUGUCCAGCAGCGAGGACAUGCAGAUGCAGUGCGAGCUCUUCUCCUCGUCCCCGGGCGUGUCUGGCGGCGAGGCGGCCGCCCCCGCGCAGCAGCCCGUGUCCAGCAGCGGUGCUGCCAUGUUCCAGCCCAGCAGCUCUGCAGAGGGAGAGGAGGCCUCGGGCCAGGGCAAGCAGAUGCAGAGCUCUGUGUUUCAGACCAUGGUUCAGAUGCAGCACAGUGGGGAAAGUCAGUCCCAGGUUAAUCUCUUCUCAUCCACCAAGACCAUGAUGAGUGUCCAGGCCGGUGGGACUCAGCAGCAGGGCGGGGCUCUGUUCCAGCAAGGUGGAGAAAUGAUGUCCAUUCAGUCAGGAAGCUUCAUCCAACAGUCCCCACACUCACAAGCUCAGCUUUUCCACUCUCAGAACCCUAUUGGUGACACUCAGAAUAUAUCCCAGGAAACGCAAGGAUCCCUUUUUCAUAGCUCAAAUUCCAUUGUCCACAACCAGACCAACACUAAUUCCUCUGACCAACUGCAGCCCCCCAUGUUCCACUCACAGAAUGCCAUGGGUGUCUUGCAGAGCUCCUCGGUGCCUCAAGACCAGCAGUCUGCCAACAUGUUCCUUUCUCAGAGUUCCAUGAGCAACCCUGCCACUCAGGAAGAGCAGAUGUCAUUCUUCACAAGCCCAAACCCCAUUUCUCCUCUUCAGACAGCAACAAACACUGAACAGCAGACUUCUUUCCAGCAGCAGACGCAGAUCUCUCAUAUCCAGAGCUCCAUGCUUCCCCAGGAGCAGCCCCAGACUCAGCCAGCUCAGCAGGGUUUGUUUCAGUCCCAGGUGUCGUUGGGCUCCAUCCAGUCCAGCUCCAUCCCUCAGAACCAACAAGGAGCCAUCUUCCAGCCUCAGCAUUCGAUUGUUGCCAUCCAGAGCAGCCCUCCAUCUCAGGAGCAGCAGCAGCAGCAGCAGAACAUGAUGUUCAGCAAUCAAAAUGCAAUGAGUACAAUGGCCCCCCAAAAGCAGAACAUGAUUUUCAAUCCAAACCAAAACCCAGUCACCAAUCAGGAGCAACAAGGCCAGUCCAUUUUUCAUCCACAGUCCAACAUGGCCUCGAUGAAUCAGGAGCAGCAGCCCAUGCAAUUCCAGAGUCAGAGCACAGUGUCUUCUCUCCAGAAUCCUGGCUCCAACCAGGCUGAAGCACAGCAGCCAGCCAUCUUCCAUAACUCGCCCCAGAUUCAGCUGGUCCAAGGGUCCCCAAGUUCUCAAGAGCAGCAAGUCACCCUGUUCAUCUCCUCAGCUUCCAUGUCUGCCCUGCAGAACAGCAUGAGCCAGCCGGAGCUGCAGCAGUCCCCCAUGUACUCCUCCCAGAACAGCAUGGCAGGAAUGCCAGGCACUGCUUCUCCUCCCCAGCAGCAGGCUCCUCUGUUCCACAACACGGCAGGAGGGGCCAUCAACCAGCUGCAGAACUCCCCAGCCUCGUCACAGCAGACCUCGGGGAUAUUCCUGUUUGGCAUCCAGAACAAAAUUCCGUGGAGAAAAAAAAGCGACGAUUUCCCAGAUCCUCUCAGACCUUCCAACUCUGGAUUAGGCUGCGUGGAACCAAUUGCUUCUGUGGAAAAGUGGCCUCUUUAAGAGCACAGCGUGGCCAGUGGCAGACCUGAGGCCAUGACCAUGGAGUGUGGGCUCCACAGUGCCAAUAAUGCUGAGGAGUUAUGCUUUGUGUUACUGGGGCGUGGGGUUGGGCUGUUACCAGGUUCAUGAACCUCAUUACAGUGGGGGCUCUUGGAAUUUAAAGCAUAUCUGGUCAGUUAUUAUUGUUGUUGGAAGGUAAUCCAUGUUACUACGUUUACUUUUUCCCUGCUAUUCCUUCUCCCCAUCCCUUUUUUUCCCUCGGGAAGCUCGUGCAGCAGGAGCAGCAGCUGCCUGUGCCCCGAGCCUGACUCAGCUGUCAGUCAGUGAAGGGAUCUCUCCCUUGACACGGAGUGGGAGAGCCAGGCCCACCCUUCAUCGAUUGAAAGUAUUGCUAACUGUAAUAACCAAGCAGAGAAUUGCUGCUGUAAAUAACCAGUUCCCAUCUGAGAAUGGGAUUAAACGGUUUUCCACAUCUGUGGAAGCUGGAGUUACGUGGAGCUGUACAUAGAGCAAGGGUUUGGUGGCUCUACAAAAUUGAAGAAAUGAAGGGGAACUUCCAGCUGAUCUUAAAAUCUUCUCUAAAACACCUUCAGCUUGAAAAGAACAUUCUGUGUGGCUGAGGAAGGGGCUCCUCUGUGUCUCUCCCUCUGACUGAUGUGUUGGAGCUCUGUGAAGCCUCAUGAGCUGUUCCCAAACCAGCCUUCUCCCUUUUAUUCUUUCCAUGGUUUUCCUUCUCUCCCUCAGUUUUGUAUUUUGUUUUUUAAAAAAAAGACAUAAAUAUCCUACUGGCUUUAAAGCUAAAGAAACAGCUUUUAGGAAUCCUUGGCAGUAAAUUGCUUAGUCAGUAGAAGCUUUGACAAAUAAUCAAGGAGUAAGGAGAGAGGAAGCAAUUUCUCCACCACCUUGUAAUUGCAGGAAUCCCCCUUAACCCGCCACUUCCAGCUGUGACUGAUGGAAAUCUUCAGCUUGGCUUUACUGCAAGUAGGGGGCAAAUUGCAUCAUUUUAAAGCCUUCUUAAAAGGUCACUUCAUCCCGAGCUGUUGCAUCCUUGUAGCACAUGAAGCUCAUCGCAGUUCUGAAGUGAUUUUUCCUUUUUCUACCACCGAGCCCCAAGUCUGGUUUCUAGAUUGUCAUGUUUAAUUAAGGAAUAAAUCAUCGACUGAUGUUACCGAAUGUAAAAACAACCCACUCCAGACCGUGCAGGUGUAUUGUGAGGCUUGUGGAUUUUUUGGGUGCUUCAACUCUCCAGACAGUGUGUGAUCUCUCACUACGGCCUCGCGAGAUCCGUGUUCUCCCGCUCCCGCGGCGCCCGUUCCGCCUCGGUAGAGUGUAGCUGGUAUCACGUCAUUCUUCAUUUUUGUUAUUUGAAAUAACAAAGGAACAGUCUGUAAAUGGUUUUUUUUUAAGUUCCUCGAGUCUGUUUACUGUGUGUUUUCCCCUUAACUCGUGUGCGUAGUUGAGCCGUGUAGAGUUUUCCUUGGUUUUCCUGGAUCUCCCCGUUUGUUGGUCUGUCCCACGUUCACUUUCUCUUUCUGUCUCUCUCUUUCUCUCUCUCAUUGAGAGGCAUUGAAUUACGUUUUCAGUAGUAAGGCUUCUUGCCGAUAUGAAGGGAACUUUUCAGAAAGAGACCUGCUCUGGGUCAUUUAAUUUUGAAUACAGUUUUCAAUCGUUCAAGUUUUGGAUGGUUUAUAUCUAAUGUGUGUUUCAUUUUUUUGGAAAGCUAUAUUUUGUAUUUAGGAAAUGGUAUAACUAUUUUGCUAUUUGUACUGAGUGAGUACAUUGGCAUAAAUAUAAAAAUUUAUAUAUAUACAUAUAUAUAAAAUAUUCUUUUUGCCACACAUUUUUGUGGUAAAUUUGUGAGUUUGUCUGAUGUUCUACCACAACGUGGCGUCUGAUAACAGUGGGGUGGGGUGGGGUUUGUUAUGUCUUUAUUGAGUAUUUAAGUACUUUUUGCAACAUAAAUAACGUGUUCAUCUCUCGCCAUUCCAUCAGGCAGUGUUGGUCCAGCUGGCCACGAGAAGCUUCGCUCUGUGUUUGGUGUGUCCCUCACUCACAGCCUAGCCAGGAAACCCAGAGGCAUUUAGGAUUAUAUAAAACAUGAAAUAUUGGGGUUUCCCUCAGAAUGAGCCAUUCAGCUUUUCUCCACUCUCAUUGCCUAUUUAAUAUUUUAUUAUUAGCGCCUCUGUGUUUUAACUCCUAAUUUAUGAUUAUGCUCAAACGUUGGAAAUUUUAAUCAGGACAGAAAGAAUUCCCCGCUGCAUCAUGUCCAGAGCUGCUUUAACCCCGACCCAGACUUCUUCUUUCUGUAUUUUAUUUUUUUUUCCCCUGCUAAGACAAAACAUUACCAACAUCUUGUAACGGUUCACAAGACGAAAGCCGCAGCCCCCAGCAGUGCCCAGCUGCUGUGUGGGGCUGCUCAGGCUGAGAACAAUGGACCCAACAACGUCCAGAGGGCCGUGGAAGUCCAUAGGCACUCGCUGGGAAAGGAACUGGUGGUGUUUGCAGGAUGUGUGUCCCAGGGUGAGCUGUUGGGACGUGGAAGGAGUGACAGGAACGAUGGAUUUGCGCGCGCUGCUUCAGUUUGCUCCUUGUUCCCAAGGGCUCUAUCCUUUGUGGGUCAGUGCCAAGUCACCAGGGACCAAUUCUCCGUGGAACAGGAUGAGUGCCCAGAAGAGAACCUCAUCCCAAGCCUGCCACAGCUCCAGGGAAAAAGGGUAUGUUUGAAUUGUGGGCGUGUUUGAGGUCACUCGUGAAGAGAAGAGAGAAAAAAACAUACACAAAAAACCAACCAAGGGCUGUGCUAUCCCAGUUUUCCCUUCUGGAAACACCUUCCUUUCCUCGUGUUAAAUUUUCCUGUUCAUUUUAGGUCAAUGUUUAAAUGUACAACACUUUGAACAUGUGAUUUGGUUCCAAGAAGUAUUUGUGUGACUGAAGAGGUCGCUCAGCGGUUGGCGCGUGCUCGGCGGCGGCUCUGGGCCGGAGGGGUUGGAGCAGCCCCAGAGGAGCUCAGGACAGGCUGCAGGGUGUCGUGGCAGGGAGCACAGCCUGAGCCACGGCUGGGUCUGCCCAGGACCCUGAACAGGCAAUUCUGAGCAUUGAGGUUGGGCAGCAGAGCUGCUCUGUGACCCUGUGUCCCAUCGUGUCCCAUCGGGCCCUUUGUGUGACAGAGGGGACCCUGAGGUGCCAGGCUGUGUCAGUCCAGCAUCCCUGGGGUCCCAGAGCACCCAUUUGUGGGCACAGGUGAGGGUUGAGGGAGAUGGAGCUGCCAACCCCCCCCACAUCCCCUCAGCUUUUACCCUGAGCGUGCCCAGAGCCCACCCAGACACCACAGAGCCACACUGGGUGCAGUUUGAGCUGAACAUCUCCUCUGGCAGAGUCACUGGUGCUUUGUGCCUAAUUAACAGUAGCUUUGGUAUUAAUUGCCUCCUCACUGCCCGGUCUUGCUGCAAGCCAAACGCUUUGCUCUUAUUUUAACUCAAAUCUAGUUCAAGAAAUAAUUCCAGGCUGGCUGUUCUGAAGUGGGUGUCCCCUCUCUCUCUGAUCAGUGAUGAUGAUUUCUUCUGAUCACUGACAGGGUGGCUGCUUCCACGUAGUUUUGAGAUAAAACAAGGCACGAGCAGUUAAACAAAACCUUGGCAGGUUUUUACUGGGCAGCUGUGUCAGUGGACCUUCCCCUCACUUGCAUAAGCUGAACUUUAUUUUUUGAAGUUUCCAUUGAUACUUUGAUUUAGAAUCUCAUUUCUGAAAGGAAAAUAGGUCUGAAUGGAUUUUUAUUCCUGUUUUGUUAUGCCUCUGCUUGGCAGACAGUUGGGUUCCUUCUGCAGGGCCGUUGUGGGAGAGCAGAGGGAGCACAGACAUGGAUCUGAGUGAGGGGAGCAGCAGAGAGCAGAGGGAAUUGUGUGGCCUGCUCCGAGCUGCAGGUGGAGGGCAAGAACAGGGAAUUCUGGUCACUGCUCAUUAGUGCAAAAUGGAAUUUUAUGGUUUUGGGGGGGUUUGUGUUCAGGGGGCUCGGGGCAGCUCCGUUCUAUAGAAGCUAAAAGCAGACAGCAGAGGGAUGCUGUGUUUGUUCAGGGGCUUUGCUUUAAUUUGGGCUGGUUUAGCCUGUUGGGGCAGCCUGUGAGCACUUGGUGUUCCUGCUCAGCCCAGCUGUGCCAGCUGUGGUGCCACAGCACCGAGGGUCAGCGUUGGAAAUGGGGUAAACGUGUUAGAAACGAGGAGAAAUGCAGCAGGGGGUGAACUCCUGCCAAAGGGAACUUGGGAGGUCACACAGGAGGAGAGGCUUUUCCUCCCCCAGUCUGUAUAGGGAUGUAAAUAUGCACUGCCUGUAUAUUCUAGGAUUAUAUAUAUGUAUAUAGAGGAGUCAGAUUAUUAUAUAUAAAUAGUAGACACAGCAUUAGAAUACUGUUAUAUUUACAUUUUUAUAAACAUGAAACAAUACUCCUUUUCCUCGGUAGGAGGUUUUUGUAGUAACUCACGAGUAGCUGUCUCUCAGUCCCAGACGUGUGUCCUGUUGGUGACACGGAUCCAGAGCUUGCUCUGCUUGGGAACCUCGCUGGGAUCUGUGCCUUGCUUUUGGGGUUUUACAUCUUUUAGUUCGUACUUGCAGAUGUGGUUUGGGAUAGAGCUGACACCCAGGCUGAGGCUGGGCUUCCUGCAGCCCUGAGCAUCCCUGGGCUUCCCUCAGCGCCGUUUCCAUGCCCAGGGUGGCAGCAGCUGUGCAGGCAGGGGUUGGUGGUGCCGGGCUGACAGCAGCCCACACGUGGGAUGUUAUUGUUAGCAGAAGGUCCCUGCUUCUGCUGGGUAGGAGGGGAAGCUCCUCUGCCAUUUCUCUUUAUUCCCAUGAGGGCAGCAGUCUGUAAACUGUUUUUUUUAACUGAUUCAUUAGUGCAACAAUCAAAAUCUAGAGAAUUCCUUGAAAGCCAGUGAAGCUCCCUUUGAAUUCUGUCUGUGAGGAACCUGCCACCACUCGUGCUGAUUUCUUUCUUGCAGGUUGUGUGAGGAAUUAAACCCUAAGAAUCAUAGAAUAUCCUGAGCUGGAAAGGACCCACAGGGAUCAUCCAGUCCAACCCCAGCCCUGCACAGACACCUGAAUAAUCCCACCCUGGGCGUCCCUGGCAGCAUUGUCCAAACUCUCCUGGAGCUCUGGCAACCUCAGGGCUGUGCCCAUUCCCUGGGCAGUGCCAGCACCCUCUGGGGGAAGAACCUUUCCCUGAAAUCCAACCUAAACCUGCCCUGGCACAGCUCCAGCCUUUACAUCAGGUCAUACAUUCAAUAAUGUGUAUUGUGUCCAACAUGACUUUCAGUUCCAAAUCUGUGUUCCACUGGAAUUUGUCCUGAGUGGAUCAGUGUUAUCCUGGUACGGGCCCCUUAAAUCACCCCCACCACACUGAGAACCAGUGUCCUCCUUUGUUCCCUUGGAGUUUGCAGAGCUGAACUCUGCUUUUUGCAGGGAUGUGUCAUUUUUGCUGUUACACUUUGGUGACAUUGACUGUGUAGGGGCAGGGCAGGGAUCCCAGGGAUCCCCUGCUCACUGAGCCCUGUUCAGGUUCCAGGGUACCAGCAGCCCUCUGUGACACUGCAGCUCCAGGCCUGGGAUGAGGGAGGGCUCCUGUGUUCCCUGACAGGGAAAUGGCCUUGGCUUUGUUUAGGCCCUGGAGCUGCCCCUUGGGAUAACGUGUCCAGGGGGAGGUUCCUGUUGGGAAGUGGCUCUCUGGGUCUUGCAGAGCUGGGAUCCCAUUCCAGGACCCUUAACAGCCUGUAGCAUUCCUGGAGCUUUUUUAUUCUGGGUAAAAGGAGGCAAUUUGAAUUAUUUCCACCUGAGCUGAUGCUGAGUUAAGCUCCAACCCCUUCAGAGCAGAGCUUCUGUCUCUGUCCCUGCUCCUCGGGUGGGCUCUGCCCUGCCUGCCAGAUGUUCUGGGUGCACCCUCGACCGCUGAGCUGCCUCUAGUGUGUCCUGCAGUGUGAAAGUAGCACCAGAUAUCCUUCGUGCAGUCUGUGUAUAUGGCUUUCGUAGGUGGGUUUCCAAGCACUGAUUCCUGGUGUUUUCAGUUUGUCUAUGAGGGGAUAUUUUAUUUGCAUCUAUGUUUUUAGCUCUCCUGUGAUAACUUGUUGAAUAUUAAAAAAAAAAAAAUAUUUUGCUUCUAUUGGGACAUUUGUAUACUCGCAACUAUAUUUCUGUAAACAGCUGCAGUCGAGAAUAAACGAUGAAAAGUUUUCAUUUUACACUGUAAAGUCUUGUGGUGGUUUUACCAAGGGCAUGUCCAG